AUGGAGAACAACCUAGACUUCCUCACCGCCGAAGGCUGGUCCCUCCUCGGCGGCGUGAUCAUGUCUGUCUUCAAAACCGCGCUCUCAAAACUAAUGAGCAACGAGCAAGACACAUCUGUUGAAAAGCAGGCGAGCGUCAUCGCCGAAGCAAGCUACCAGCGCGCGCCUAUGAAAAGCUCUGACGAGCAAAAUGAAGAGUUGAUGAGUCUCCAACAGGACGCUUGUCAGACAAUUCUCGCUAUCGCGAAACAACUCCCGCCUCGACACCUCGGACAGGAUCUUUUGACACGGACGGUGGCAGAGCUGGAAGCGCUGUGUGAGGAGGGAAGUUACGUCGAUGUGCUCGGGCGGGAAGUCAGCGAUCAGUGGCUAGACCCAACACAGGAGGAAGCCGAUGAAGACGACGACGAAGAAGAAGCCCUCUUCUACUUCACCCCGACGGAAUGGCUCAACCUGAACGCCUUCGUCGCCCGCCUCGUCGGCGCCCAGAUAUCCCACUGGCACAACCUCACCAUCUGGCAACUCCGCACCGCUCUCGAGUGGCCCGCACCGGAAUCAAAUUGGCGGGUCCAGCCUCGCCCGUUCGACACCCGCGUCAACGUGGCUGCCGAGUGGAUGAUUCAGGCCGCUCCAGUGCUGCUCCGCGAAAGUCUGGCGCAGAGGGAUCUCGACGAGCAGAAGCGACGGUCUUACGGCAAUGGGCCGUUGUAUAAUGGCGGGCCGGGAUUCGCGAUUGAGCGGUGGGUUUUCUGGAAGCGGAUGUUGGGGGACUCGAAAAGGAGGGUGGGGACGGAUGCUCGUGAGAGGGUGGAUGAAGCACUUGAGAAGAUGACGGAGGCCGAGAAGGGCAUAGCUGAGCCGCGGGUGCUGAAUGGAUCGUGA
Saxophila tyrrhenica is the source of this 882-nucleotide messenger RNA. RefSeq lists its product as uncharacterized. Lineage: Eukaryota; Fungi; Ascomycota; Dothideomycetes; Mycosphaerellales; Extremaceae. The coding region runs from base 1 to 882 and encodes 293 amino acids. The record is from RefSeq and is a predicted model, not a curated record. The transcript has 2 exons.